UGGGCUCACCGAAGCACAUUUUUCUGUCUUUCCUCGUUAUUUUGCAUUUUACGGAGCUCAUCUUGUGUGUUCAAGUGUUCAACUAUACUUCGUGCAAACGACAAGCCUUUAGCUCCGAUUCUUUCGUUUGUGUUUGUACGGAAAGCUAUUGCGAUGGCUUUAAUAACAUGGAGUCCAAGCCUUUGGCAAAUAAUAAUUUUGCAGUUUAUACUUCGUCCAAAGACGGCGCGAGAUUUGAGUUGAACAUUGACGAGAUCUCGCCACAUUCAAGCGAGAGUGUUUUGUUGUUGCAUGUCGACGAAACUCAAAAAUACCAAGAGAUUAUUGGUUUUGGUGGAGCUUUUACAGGUAUAUUGUAUUUAUAUGUCACUAUUAAAAACUGCAAAUAACUAAAGCUAUAAUUUGCUGAAUUUGAAGGCUAUAUAAUACUGUAAUGGUUCUAUGGUGCUGUGUAUUAUUAUGCCACUGUUGGUCUAUGGUACCUUGGUAUAAACUCGAACACCGAGCAGUCUUCAUGUAUUUUGGAAAUUUUUCACGCAGUUGAAUUCCUCGAUCUUAAUCUGCCGCUUCAUAUAUAUGGUACUUUGGUGCUUCAGUGCUGAUACAGUCUAUGGUUCUGUAAGCUUUUGUGACUGUUUAGCACCAUGGUACUACAGUACUUAAGGCCCAUGCAGUCUAGGCAGCAAAUUGUCAUGUGCCCGAACCUAAUACAACGAUUAAGUAAGAUAAAAGAGAGCAGCGUCUAAAUUUUGUUUGGCAAGUUUUGAUUAGGUUCGACAGAGCACAAAAUAUGGCAAGUCAUGUCAUAUUAAUAUGUGACACAGGUUUGACACUGUGCUUGUCAUGCGCCAAACCAGAUAUAGUGUACUUGUACUGUAUUUUGGCAUUGUAAAAUUAAGUCCGAUGGUUAAAUUAGUUGCUGAACUUGUGCCAUAAUUGAUUUGAUUCUUCUAAACCGGGCUUGAUGGUUUAGUAGUUAUUUUUCUGUGAUUCAAUCUAUGGUAAAUUAAAUUUGCGUUCAUGGAUAGAUGCUGCCACAAUGAUCAUUAGAAAUCUAAGCAAUGUCCUUCAAGAUCACUUAAUCAAUUCUUACUACUCUCCCGAUGGCAUCGAAUAUAAUAUCGGCCGAAUACCUAUGGCGAGUUGCGAUUUCUCUACCAGAAUAUACACCUAUGAUGAUGUUUCUGGAGAUUUCAACCUCACCCAUUUUAAUCUGGUCUCCGAGGAUUUAAAUUUCAAAAUUCCUGUGAUUAAAACUGCACUUACUCGAAGUAAAAGAGAGAUCAAAUUGUUCGGCAGUCCAUGGUCAGCUCCGGCCUUGAUGAAAAACAGUAACAAUACUGUAGGAGGACAGCUGAUUGGGGUGGCUGGUGAUAAAUAUCAUAAAACAUGGGCCGAGUACUUCGUCAAGUUCCUUGAUGCUUAUAAAAAGAAUGGGAUUAAAUUGUGGGGAGUUACUGUGGAGAAUGAGCCCAGUGCUGGUUAUGUGCCGGGGUAAGUGCUAAAAUUGUUGCAGGGGGAGUAGGGGAAUUUUGCUACACUGGGUAAUUUUUGUUUGUGUUUCAGACAAUGUUGCCUUUCCUCAUUGUGUUGCAGUAUGUACUGGUACUGUAAAGCAUGCACAAAGUCUUUUGUGUUUUCAGGCAAAUACAAUUACAACCAGACUCCUUUAGUUGAUCUUGGAGGCAUCCUAGUAUUUAAGAUGCCUUGAUCAGUAUCAGAAUGACUUAAAUGUUGUUUUGACAAAGGCAUAACCCGGCUGGAUCUAUAGUUCAACGGAAUCAACCGCAUUUCUGACAUUUUUACAAACGAAGGAUACAGUGGAUAGUGCUGGGAGUCUUUGUGGUUAGCGACAUCUCAUCUUUUCUCCUCAAUUAGGAAUACGAAUUAUUGUACAUUACCUCUGAGUCUGUGCAUGUGAUGCAGAGUUGAAUAGAAUUGUAGAAAUGCUUUUUUAUUUUCAGCUAUAAAUUCCAGUGCAUGGGUUUCACGGGUUCAACGGAGAGAGAUUUUGUGAAGAGUGAUCUGGGACCAGCCUUAGUACAAGCUGGACAUAGUGAUGUGAAGUUAAUGAUAUUUGAUGAUAAUAGACUAACCUUGCCUGCGUUUACUGACAAAGUUCUGAGUGAUAAAGACACCGCAAAGUAUGUGUCUGGUGUUGGUGUGCAUUGGUAUGAAGAUUUCUUUCUGCCAGCGUCUUUUCUGAGUGAUCUGCAUGACAAGUAAGUUGAACUGCAUUCAAUUAAAUUUGUUUUUGUCAUUUUACAUGACAUAAAAAAAGAACAACAAUGCAGUAUGUGUUUGCAACAGGCUUGUGUA
Messenger RNA from Paramuricea clavata, 2319 nucleotides. Lineage: Eukaryota; Metazoa; Cnidaria; Anthozoa; Malacalcyonacea; Plexauridae. The record is from the annotation of a GenBank genome assembly.